Messenger RNA from Periophthalmus magnuspinnatus, 893 nucleotides. RefSeq lists its product as uncharacterized. The transcript is spliced from 6 exons. NCBI's taxonomy places the organism in Eukaryota, Metazoa, Chordata, Actinopteri, Gobiiformes, Gobiidae. The coding region runs from base 1 to 876 and encodes 291 amino acids. The record is from RefSeq and is a predicted model, not a curated record.
AUGCCAAUCGAGAGGGUUCGAGGACCGGUGCGCACGACUAACAAUGACAAGAAGAUUAAGAGGGGUCUCUGCGGGGUUGGACAGUGCACAGGCUGCACUUCUCUUGGCGGCAUCUGCCAACGAAAAAGUUUGGUCUGUCAAGGGCGGUACCUGAACGCCAAGUGUUCAGGAUAUACAAAUCUGAAGUGCUGUGUGCCAGACGUCCUGAUCAGAGAGGGGCCAACCAAAGAGGAUCGCGUAACAAUAAUCAAGGGGAUUGUGGUGGGCGUGGCUAAAUAUGACCAGAUGAUCAAAGGGGUUCCUGACAAGAUUGGAAAUAACUGCUCUUCUCUUGGGGGCACCUGCCAACCACCAAGUUUGAUCUGUCAAGGGCGGUACAUGAACGGCAAGUGUCCAGGACAUAGAACUCUGAAGUGCUGUGUGCCAGAUGGAGCGUGGAGUGUUCUGUGCGCUGGUCACAACAAUAAUCGAGUGAGGGCCUGUGAUGCGUACGGAUGUGGGGCUUUCAACUCAAGAAGAGGAGCUAAACUGCACAAGGCGGUGGACAUCGUGUGUGACGAUCUCGGGGUCAUCCAGGCUCCGUUUUCGGGGAAUGUGUCUGGACCAGUGAGCUACACGGACCCCAAAGGGAAUCAGUACGAGGGGGUCAAACUGAUCGGCAAAGGCAAAGCAAGAACAUCUCCAUGGAGACAAGCACAUACAUCUCUCCUGCACUGUGUGAAGCUGCUGAACGUGCGUCCGUACAGAUACACGGGCUCAGUGACCAGAGGGGGCGCUGUGGGGUACGUCCUCCCGCUGCAGGACCGUUUCUCCGGGAUCACGUCUCACGUCAAAGUGCAGAUGUGCGACGGGUCAGACCCCGCGGCUUUACUGUAAACGGCAGAGUAAGAGAC